Molecule: messenger RNA, 4674 nt
Organism: Gadus morhua (Atlantic cod)
Lineage: Eukaryota; Metazoa; Chordata; Actinopteri; Gadiformes; Gadidae
Product: SET-binding protein-like
Biological process (GO): regulation of DNA-templated transcription
Cellular component (GO): nucleoplasm
Molecular function (GO): histone H3K4 methyltransferase activity
Source: RefSeq, a predicted model, not a curated record
CGCGUGCAAAAAUAUCCACUCUCCGGUGCACACAUGCGUGUGAAAAUGAUCAAGUUAUAAUUCGGGUUGCCAACUUGCCACGAUCUAACUUUCCCCGAGAGGAGGGUUGGUACACCACUGCUGCACCACCGCCACCUAGCUGCAGAGACGCGCCUCCGGAGAGACCUCUCCGCCGCUGUGUGAUUAUGAAAACACCCGCGCGAAUGUUGUGGCACAGUAGACACUGAGACGAGAGCUGAUGAGAUUGAAAGUCGCUAAGGAGGCGUAGCGGUCAUAGUUAUAUAAUCAAAGCAACACCUAUUGCACCACGAUCGUUGAAUUAUCGGUGGUAGGGCGCAGCGGGGAACCAGCAGCGCGCCGAGCCCCGGACUGAACGCGGUUAGUUGUGGGACGCGCUCUCGGCCUAACCACCUCAGCCGUAUUUUGAGUCUUAAGUGCUGCAUUGAAGCCGUUACACUGGGAACCCCACCGCACCCGGCCCCUCCCCCCUGACUUCUCUGAUGGACCAGAGAGCGAAGGGGGGGACCCCUCCGACGGCCAGCACCACCAAACCCUCCACACCCCCCGCGCCCGCGGCCCUCCAGCGAGGAGCCCCGGAGGGACCGGGCAAGGGACAAGAAGAGGAGCAGAGACAAGGAGGUGGUGGAGAAUGGGGAGGAGGAGGGUAAAGAGUUGGAGGAUGAGAGGCGAGGAGCUGGGAGAGGUGGUCCGGGAGGGGACAAGGGGACGGUGCUGGAGCUGCUGAUCGAGGGCCGCUGCGGAGACGCAGGCCCGCGGCCCCUCCUCUACCCGGGCCCCGCCGACGGCCCAGAGGGAAACGUGCGGUUGCGCAUCGGACUCCAAGCCAAGAGGACCAAGAAGCCCCCCAAGAUGCUGGAAAGCUACGUCUGCAAGCCCACCUUCAGGACCUACCAGAGGCAGGGCCGGGCCGAGGCGGCGCGGGCCGGGGGCGGGGAGGGAGAGGUGGGUCAGCAGGGCGUCACGAGCCCCGCGCUGGGGGAGGCCGCCAGGGAGCAGGGCUCCGCGCUGGACGCUGUCCAGCCCCACACCAAACAAACUGCAUCAGCUGCACCCUCUCCACCUUCAUCAUCCUCGCGGUCGCAGCGACCACCAUUAUCGGCCACUGCUCCGCCUGUCUCGGCUCCUGCCAGCCCGGGGGCCCGCACCGACCGUGAGGUUUCUAUCAAACCAUCCGCGAAGACAGAGGCAAAUGCGAACAGCUCCCCUGGAAAGCCACUGAGAGAUAAGCCUCCCAGUAUCAGUGCUCAGUCUGGAGGCACUGCAGGACACAAAAUGUGCUCUUUGAAAACAGACCAGUCGAUUUCCCCCACCACCCACUCCCUCACCGCCCUGUCCACCCCGGCCACCUCCGCAGGGGAACCCAGAAACGAGGGAGAGACCCACAGCAAGCAUGACGGUUUGGAGAGGCUGAAGAGAGUGGCCAAUGGGAAAGGCAAGCUGGAAGGUUGCGUUAAUGCCCGGACCUCAAAGGUCAAAUUUGGAAGCAUCAGCAGAUUGUCAACUUCUACCAAUGAUACAGAGCCCGCAGCGAGACCGCCGGCCGUCUCCAGCAGCUCACACAAAGAGCCCUGCCGCUUCCAGAAGAACAGGGCGGAUGCUGUCUGCCCGCCUUCGGUCGACCCUAAACCACGGUCCACCGCCUCCCCACCCACACAGCUCUUCUCUUGCAGCUCCGACGCAACCCAGGGGCCUCCUCUUCUAGAUAAGAGGAAGGAGAAGAAAGCCAGGAGAGGGAACAGGAAGGAGAAGAAAAAGAGAGACAGAGGUCAGGCAGAUGGAGGCAAGAGUGAAGGAGGGAGGUGGGAGGAGGGCAAGAAGAAGAAAAGGCAGAAGGUGAAGGACAGGAAGUCGAGACACGGGAAGGGGAAGGAGGAACAGGGAAGGAACCAAGGUACAAAGAGAGAGGGAGCAGAAAACACAGAAAGAGGGAAGAUUGAGCGAAAGAGGGAUAAACUUAGCCCGGAAAGCCAUAGGGGAAAAGACAAGAGAGAUGAGCCAUGUGAAAUAGAUGAUGUUGCUAAGCAAGAUAGGGCCCGUACAUUAGCCAUCCCAGGUGAGAGGGAGAAGGUAGAGGAAACGACCAACAAGACAGUGAGAGAAGCAGAGUCAGCUGCUGUGGAUGACAACACUAAAUCUAAAGAACAGUACGUCCCCUUGAGACAUCAUACUGUAUCUCCUAGCCACCACUCUCCUCCUCUCGCUCCUCCUCUCUCUCAUUCUCCUCCUGCUGCCUGCUCACUUACGUCAGCCUCCGCCGCUCCCCAGGAGCAGGACAGCCGGCCGCUGAAGAAGCGUAAAGCCAGGCGCCCCAGUUGGACCAAGCUAGUGCACAGGGUUCAGAGAGCAGAGAACCAGGAACCCCCCGUGGAUUCCUCCAACAACCCCUAUUUAAGCUUGCCAGAGAAGAUCAAGAGCUGCCCGUCUACAAUGUCCCCAGACCGAGCUACGGAUCUGGCCCACCUGACCUCCUCCUCCUCCUCUCCGUCUCCCUUCCAACAUCAUCUCCUCAGCGCGCGACAUGCAGACCUUCCUCGCCUGCACAUAGUGGGAGUCAGCUCCACUCUCGGGUUAUGCCAUGACCCCGCGCGGAAGAGAGGCCGGCCCAGGUCUCACACUGAGCUCACGCCGAGAUCCUCCCCAAAAGCAGCUACCGAAGACGCUCCUCGUCCGGGCUGUGAAGGAGCACCCAAAGCCCCUUCGCCGGUAACCUUCCCCUCUCACCGAGGUGUGGCCCCGCCUCACGCCACGCCCAGGAAGAGAGGGCGCCCUCCGAAGCGACCCCUGCCCGAAGACCCCUACGGAGAGCUACCCGGCUCCUCAGAGGGCAAGGGGAGGUACAAGGCCUUCACCGCCGAGCGAGGCAUCAGACAGCUGAAGAUACGCAAGCUCAUCAGUGAGAUAAAGAAGAAGAGGAAAAGGCUCUACCCAGGGAUGCGCUCCGAGUACGGGCGGAGGCGAGGGGCGAGGGGGGAGGUGGAGUGCGAGGGUGUUGCGGUGGCGUGUCGGCCACAGGAAGCCAUGGGGAACACGCUCUCAGCCCUAUCCCCUCUGGGGGAGAAGUGGGGCGCCCAGAUCAAUGUCAGUAAGAGGGGGACCAUCUACAUGGGCAAGAGGAGAGGACGCAAGCCUAAAGCUCCAGCAGGGACCCUCCCCUCACCCUUUAAUGCCCAGAGGUCCCCCCAGCCGCCUCUGUUCACCGGCCUCUCGGAGAGCUCUCUCUUCACCUCCCACCAGCUCCAGCCCCCGGCCACGCACCCCUUCCUCCCCUCCCUCACCCACUCCAGCGGGGCGCAGAGCCCCUACAGCGAGGGCAGCUUCACGGACCCCGCGUCCUCCUCCCUGGUGUUCCCACACCCCUUCUCCCUCCCCUCCCCUGCCUCCUCCUGCACCUCCCCGCACCCCCCUCCUCCCACCUCCUCCCUCUCCCCCUUUGUGAAGAGGAGCUGUCCUUGUCAGGGGAGGCUGCACUUCCCCUUCCACCAGUCGUCCUGUAAGCUCUCGGCGCUCCCCCCAACCCUGCACCACUCACCCGCCUCCCCCGCUCACCUGAAGGAGGCCAUUCCCUCCCCCAGGAGUGAGUCGCACAGCGAGGAGACGCUGCCUAGCGACAGCGGCAUCGGCACGGACAACAACAGUGUGUCUGAGCGGGGAGGGGAGAUGAGGGGGGGCCGCGGCGUGUUCCGGACGGGCCUGAUCCUGGGGGCACAGAGGUACCCCUCCGCCUUAGCCAAACACCCAUCUCCGGUCGCUCCUCACCUGGUUUCCAUCCACAGACACACCCAUCCCAUGGCCAGCCCCGGGGCCGCGGAGAGGCAGAGAGAGCGGCAUCGACACAGGAGGAGGGACUUUGACUGCGUGUCCCCCUGCAGCUGCAUGUGUUCCUGCCCCUGCCAGGGCGCCAACAAGUGCUCUCAUGUGGACAGCUACCCUUGCCUCGGUCACAACGCCGUCAAGAAACAGAAGAGUAAACACAAGAAGAAGCACCUUCAGCUGCACAUGCACAACCCCGAGUUCCUGGCCGAGCUGGAGGAUGUGAUUGGCCAGUUGGGGGAGGUCCACAUCGGACGGCGCGGCUGGGUGCGGGCGGGGCUGGGGCCGGGCGCGGAGGGAGGCGUGAAGGUCGAUGGAGGCAGGCGCCAUCACCCCUCGUCCUCGCACCCCCUGCGCUCCAACAUCUUCCGGAUCAAUCUGAACGGCUUCUACUCCCCCCACCCAUCUGCUUAUUCGGCAAAUCCCCCGUACAGCCCCCAGCCCUUCUACCCGUGCCAGCCCCUGCACUGUGGCCGGAAGCCAGACCGCAGACAGUGCGGCUGCCCUUCAAAGUUCCAAGAGCCCAUCGACGACAUGGGGUUCUACAGGGGAUACCCCCCCACCGUGCCCAUCUAUCCCCACCUCCACAGCUCCUACCCUCUGCCCCCGCCCCACCAGUAUGUCUCCACCAGCCCCACCACCCACACUUCCUCCUCAACCCCGCCCGCUUCCACCGGAGAAUGGGCCGGGCGCUGAGGGACGGGGGGCUGGGGGUGGAGGGCGAGGGGGACCCGGGGAGGCUUGGCGGUGGCGGAGGGGGAGGGCUGCGCGCCGGCGCAGGGUUCACCUCCGCCCUCGGCUGUGGCUGUUCCAGGUCUGAACGCAAACACAAACGUAAACACC